AGAGGACCCGGUGGUACCCAGCCCCUCGGUCCUGUCUUGUCCGUGUGGCUUGCUCCUUUCCCUGGCGCUUGUUGACCCCGCUUCCAUGUCCCUGGUGGUCACAGCACCCCAGAACCUUCACGCCCAUGGCCACUAGCCGGAGGGAGCCCCCUUUCGCCUCUUCCUCCACGUCGAGCUGCGACGUGGACGACGAGGGCGUGCGCGGCACCUGCGAGGAUGCUUCUCUGUGCAAGAGGUUUGCGGUAAGCAUUGGUUACUGGCAUGACCCCUACAUCCAGCACCUUGUGAGACUGUCUAAAGAAAGGAAAGCCCCCGAAAUUAACAGAGGAUAUUUUGCUCGAGUCCAUGGUGUCAGUCAGCUUAUAAAGGCAUUCCUUCGGAAGACAGAAUGUCACUGUCAAAUUAUCAACCUUGGAGCUGGGAUGGAUACCAUUUUUUGGAAAUUAAAGGAUGAAGAUCUUCUCCCCAGUAAAUAUUUUGAAGUUGAUUUUCCAAUGAUAGUAACGAGAAAGCUACACAAUAUCAAAAACAAGCCUCUCCUGUCCAAGCCCAUUGUAGAACUGCACUCGGAGGACACUCUGCAGAUGGAUGGGCACAUACUGGAUUCAAAGAGAUACGCCAUCAUUGGAGCAGAUCUCCGAGACCUAUCUGAACUGGAAGAGAAGCUAAAGAAAUGUAACAUGAAUACACAAUUGCCAACACUGCUGAUAACUGAAUGUGUGCUAGUUUACAUGACUCCAGAGCAGUCAGCAAACCUCAUAAGGUGGGCAGCCAGCACUUUUGAGACGGCCAUGUUCAUAAACUAUGAACAGGUAAACAUGGAUGAUCGGUUUGGGCAGAUCAUGAUUGAAAACCUCCGGAGACGACAGUGUGACCUGGCAGGAGUGGAAACCUGCAAGUCAUUAGAGUCACAGGUCAGAGAGCAGAGAUCAAGGCAUUCACUUGUGCCCUUAGCCAGACUAGAAAGGGCAUUUUCCUUGAUAGGUGGCAGAGCCCUGUGGACACUGACAGCUAGGGUCUCAAACCCAAGUCCUGCCACACCCUCCCUUUUAUGGAAAACACACAUUUAUAUUUCUUAUACCCCAUUUUAUUUUGCAAAUUUUAUUUUUAUGCAGAGUUUCCUUUUACUAUGCGAAAUUUCAAGCAAACAUAAAGGUGAAAGGAAUUGUACGUAAACAUUUAAGUCCUGGCAUCCAGUUUUGAUAAUUAUUAACAUUCUGUCAAUAUUGCAUCAUGCAUCCAAUCCAGUGUUUGUUUUCUGUUGGUGUUGUUAGAAUAAUUUUUCUCAGACAGAUCCCAGACAGUGCGUGAUUUCACCUUAAAUACUUCUGUGUAAAUCUCUUCCUAGUGAGGACUUCUCCCCUAGGAUGAUGUUACCAUUAUCACACCUCACAAAUCCAUGGUAACUCCCUCACAGCCUCUGAAACCAGCACAUGGUCAGCUUUCCCCAGCUGUUUAAAACAUUAGUUUAGUUGGCAUGUUUGAAUCAGGCUCCACUCAUGCUCCAUACUUUCCCUCGUACCACUUUGAAUCUGCAUUUUUAAAAUGUCAUUUAUAUGCUGGAGACAUCUCCCACUUUUACCCCCAUUAAAAUAGGUUAGUUUUGACAUGUUUUUUCUUUGAGGCAAGAUCUCACUAUGUAGCCCAGACUGGCCUCAAACUCAAGAUUCACCUGCUUCAGCUUUCUGAAUGCUGGGAUUAUAGAUAUGCACCACCAUACCUGGCUUACUUUUGAGAUAUCCACUAGAUGCUUUAAAACACUGUUGCUAGGAGAAAAAUUUCUUCCUUUGCUUUUCUUUAAAUAUACUUUAGUGAAUUUUUCCUCAUCAUAACAAUUCAUGUUCAAUACAGAAAAUUGGAAAGUGAGAAGAAAAAAAGACAAGAGGGACCAGAAUGGACUUUUUGAAAGACGAGUAAUGUCAGAGAAAUCCCUGUGUGCUUUAGGGUCUCAGAUAUAUAUGCCAAGGCCUUGUAGUUCUCCUUUUCUCUUCACCCACCUUUCAGAAAGAACGGCUCCUUCUGAAUGGGUGGGAGACAGCAUCAGCAGUCAGCAUGAUGGAGCUGUACAGCAGGCUACCACGGGCAGAACU
Molecule: messenger RNA, 2090 nt
Organism: Castor canadensis (American beaver)
Lineage: Eukaryota; Metazoa; Chordata; Mammalia; Rodentia; Castoridae
Source: RefSeq, a predicted model, not a curated record